AUGUCGUACGAUACAGAAGUCCUCAUUAUAGGCGCGGGCAUGAGUGGCCUGGGCCUUGCAGUCCAAAUCAUUCGAAAGUACGGUCUUCGCAACUUUGAGCUCAUCGAGAAAAGUGACGAUGUUGGUGGCACCUGGCUGGCAAAUACAUAUCCAGGGUGUGGAUGCGACGUUGCCUCGCACUUCUACUCAUACAGUUUCGCAUUGAACCCGAACUGGUCACGAAAAUACUCCAUGCGCCCGGAGAUCCAAGCCUACUUUCGUUCCGUAGCUGAGAAGUACAGAGUCGUUGAACACGUCCGCUUCCAUUCCAUUGUCGAGAAAGCAGCCUGGAAUGAUAUUGAAAACGUCUGGGAAGCAACCAUCCUAAACUUACAAACCAAAGAGCGAACAACGAGGCGAGCGAAGGUAUUAGUCUCAGGUGUCGGCUCACUAUCAGUUCCAAAGACGUGCGAUCUACCCGGAGUAGACACGUAUGAGGGCAAGUUGUUUCAUUCUGCCCAGUGGGACCACAGCUUCGACUGGAAUGACAAAGAUGUCGUUGUACUUGGCAACGGCUGCUCAGCGACUCAAUUUGUUCCUAUCAUGGCUAAUGAACCCAAUCCUGUGCGUAAACUUGUACAGUUCGGACGACAGGCGCAGUACCUCGCAGAACGUCAGAACCCACAUCAUUCGGAGACAUUCAAAGCCGUGAUGCGCUACGUACCAUUCGCAAUGCGCCUCUACCGCGCAAAGUUCUACUAUGACAUGGAGCGCGACUGGAGUGGGUUUGAUAUCGAGACGGGUCGUAGUAUACGACAAAAUCUGGCGAAAGAGAAUGAGACAUAUGUCAAGAGCAUGGCGCCGCCAAAGUACUGGAAUGCGCUCAUUCCAAAGACCGAGAUUGGGUGCAAACGGAAAGUGCUGGACACAGACUAUCUGAAGACAUUAUGGAGGGACAAUAUCGAGCUCGUUUCCGACGAUCCGGUCGAGAGAAUUACCGGCAACGGUGUGGUGACAAAGAGUGGUCGCGAAGUGAAGGCUGAUGCAAUUGUGCUUGCGACCGGAUUUGCAACACAGCAGAUGCUAUGCCCGAUGGAGAUUGUGGGGCGUGACGGACUUAGCCUGAACAGAUAUUGGGACAAGACUUCACAAGGUGUUGCGCAAGCGUAUUUUGGAACUGUGGUCCCCGAGUUUCCAAACUUCUUCAUCCUCAUGGGGCCAAACACUGUCACUGGCCAUCUGAGCGUCAUCUACACCGUCGAAUGCCAGAUCAACUUCACCCUCCGACUUCUCGAGCCUAUCUUCAAAUCACUCCCAUCAUAUCGAUCGCGGUCAUUCAUUCCCCAGAUGCUGGCGCCACCGCCAGCGACUGUGGAAGUCAAGUACGACGCCGCAAUUGCAGAUUCGCACUGGACACAACAGGCAGCCAGGAAGCUAGUUUGGGCUUCUGGCUGCGUCAACUGGGCUGUCGAUCCCAAGACAGGCCUGAAUAACAUGAUGUACCCCGAUUGGCAAUUCCUAUAUUGGUUCAGGAGCAUAUUUUGGAAGAAGAACGACUUUGUUUAUCGAAACGAGAAGACUGGCGAAGAGUUCCGACCGGGCACAGGCAAGAAAAUCUUUUGGCUAGCCACUGCAGGAGCACUUGCGACAAGCGCCUUCUUAGGACGAGACUGGAUCCAGGACGAACUGCCUCGGAGACUAAGAAACUUCGAUGCUAGGUCACUGGUUCAGAGGUUGACUACCUGA
This is a messenger RNA of Alternaria postmessia, 1725 nucleotides long. RefSeq lists its product as uncharacterized. The transcript is spliced from 5 exons. The record is from RefSeq and is a predicted model, not a curated record. Bases 1 to 1725 code for a protein of 574 amino acids. Lineage: Eukaryota; Fungi; Ascomycota; Dothideomycetes; Pleosporales; Pleosporaceae. Gene Ontology annotation, molecular function: flavin adenine dinucleotide binding; N,N-dimethylaniline monooxygenase activity; NADP binding.